Molecule: messenger RNA, 1986 nt
Organism: Mustela erminea (ermine)
Lineage: Eukaryota; Metazoa; Chordata; Mammalia; Carnivora; Mustelidae
Gene: CYRIB
Product: CYFIP related Rac1 interactor B
Exons: 13
Coding region: 331-1305 (324 amino acids)
Biological process (GO): regulation of actin filament polymerization; positive regulation of T cell activation
Molecular function (GO): small GTPase binding
Source: RefSeq, a predicted model, not a curated record
CCGUUACCCUGUACAUCCGGGUCACUUGCCCUCCCCGUUCGGAGCCGCCGCCGCUGCUGCCGCCGCCGCCUGGCUCGUCGCGGCUCCGCCACAGGGGCAGGUGCGGAGGGGCUCCUGGUCCGGCCGCCGCCGCUGCCCCGCUCCGGGCCCGGGGCUCCCUCUAGCGCCGCUGAGGAGCCGCGGCCGCGGCUCGAGGAGGGCGGAGGAGCGGGGCUGAGAGAGCCCGGAGGCUCGCGCGGAGGAUAGAAGGACAAGAACAGAAUCACCAGCACUGGCUGAAGAUUCAUGAUACAUGUUUUAUGAGAACCAGAAAUCUCUUGGUACCUUAACAUGGGGAAUCUUCUUAAAGUUUUGACAUGCACAGACCUUGAGCAGGGGCCAAAUUUUUUCCUUGAUUUUGAAAAUGCCCAGCCUACAGAGUCUGAGAAGGAAAUUUAUAAUCAGGUGAAUGUAGUAUUAAAAGAUGCAGAAGGUAUCUUGGAGGAUUUGCAAUCAUAUAGAGGAGCUGGCCAUGAAAUACGAGAGGCAAUCCAGCAUCCAGCAGAUGAGAAGUUGCAAGAGAAGGCUUGGGGUGCAGUUGUCCCACUAGUAGGCAAAUUAAAGACAUUUUAUGAAUUUUCUCAGAGGUUAGAAGCAGCACUAAGAGGUCUUCUGGGAGCCUUGACAAGUACCCCGUACUCUCCCACGCAGCAUCUAGAGCGAGAGCAGGCUCUUGCCAAACAGUUCGCAGAGAUUCUUCAUUUCACACUCCGGUUCGACGAGCUCAAGAUGACAAAUCCCGCCAUACAGAACGAUUUCAGCUAUUACAGAAGAACAUUGAGUCGUAUGAGGAUUAAUAACGUCCCAGCAGAAGGAGAAAAUGAAGUAAAUAAUGAAUUGGCAAAUCGAAUGUCUUUGUUUUAUGCUGAGGCAACCCCAAUGCUGAAAACCUUAAGUGAUGCCACGACAAAAUUUGUAUCAGAGAAUAAAAAUUUACCAAUAGAAAAUACCACAGAUUGUCUAAGCACCAUGGCUAGUGUAUGCAGAGUCAUGCUCGAAACACCGGAAUACAGAAGCAGAUUUACAAAUGAAGAAACGGUGUCAUUCUGCUUGAGGGUAAUGGUGGGUGUCAUAAUACUCUAUGACCAUGUACAUCCAGUGGGAGCAUUUGCCAAAACUUCAAAGAUUGAUAUGAAAGGUUGUAUCAAAGUUCUUAAGGACCAACCUCCCAAUAGUGUAGAAGGUCUUCUAAAUGCUCUCAGGUACACAACAAAACAUUUGAAUGAUGAGACUACCUCCAAGCAAAUCAAGUCCAUGCUGCAGUAGCAGCUGUGGCGUGCGCACCUGCUGUGGGCGGAAGACAGUAUUCUGCAGUGACUGGGAAUGCACAGUUUUUAGUGAUUGCAAUUACUAUCUCAUGUACUCUUGCUUUUUAUUUCUUGCCUCUGUUCCUCUUCCCUCUUUUUUAAUCAUGUUCUUGUUCUUAAGACUUCUUUUCUGUGCCAAAAUCAGUAAAGUUAUACUCUGAAGGGAUAUUGUCCUUUCAAACGGGCCAUCUAAGGCAGCUAAUUAUGCAUUGCAUUGGGGUCUCUACUGAGAAAAAUUCUGUGACUUGAACUAAAUAUUUUUAAAUGUGGAUUUUUUUUGAAAACUAAUAUUUAAUAUUGCUUCUCCUGCAUGGCAAAACUGCCUAUUCUGCUAUUUAAAAACCCUCAAUGACUUUAUUUUCUACUGCCGCUUUUUUCAUGUGCAGCCAAAAUGAAAAUGUUUAAAUUAACUGUGUUGUACAAAUGGUACCCAACACAAACUUUUUUUUAAAUUAGUAAGACUUUUGUUUAAAGUUUUAAGUUUGCAUUUGACUUUUUUUGUAAGGAUGUAUGUUGUGUGUUUAACCUUUAUUAACUAACGUUAAAAACUGUGAUGUGUGCGUAGAAUAUUACGUAUGCAUGUUCAUGUUUAAAGAAUGGCUGUUGAUGAUAAAAUAAAAAUCAGCUUUCAUUUUUCUAA